Molecule: messenger RNA, 2715 nt
Organism: Necator americanus (New World hookworm)
Lineage: Eukaryota; Metazoa; Nematoda; Chromadorea; Rhabditida; Ancylostomatidae
Exons: 24
Coding region: 1-2715 (904 amino acids)
Biological process (GO): dephosphorylation
Molecular function (GO): phosphatase activity
Source: RefSeq, a predicted model, not a curated record
AUGUUAGUCCUCUUCACGUUCCUAUUUGUAAUGACCGCUGCAUCGGUGCGGGAUAAAGAGAUGGAACUUCAUUUCGUACAAACGAUAUGGCGACACGGAGAUCGCUCACCGUUGUCCACUUUUCAAACCGAUCCAUUCCAAGAGGACUACUGGAAAUUUGGAGGAGGAGGCUUUGGGGAACUUUCACCGCUAGGAAUGAGACAACAUCUCGAUUUUGGGAAACAGAUCCGAAAACGUUACGUCGACACUGGAUUCCUCGGCCGACGAUACUCAUCCAGAGAGAUCUAUGUCCGUUCCACAGAUCGUAAUCGUACACUAAUUUCUGCUAUGGCAAAUAUGGUCGGUAUGUAUGGUCAAGACGAUAAAUCAAACAUUAAAGACGUCGAUUAUCCUGACACAAAUGGCUGGCCGUCAGGCUAUGUUCCUAUAGCCGUGCAUACGGUAAAACGUGAAACUGAUUAUGUCGGAAUCCCUCAUUUACCUUGUGAACGUCGAGAUCAUCUGUGGAAAAUGGCGAAAGAAUCGGAUGAAUUCAAGGAAUACCUGAGUAGACCUGCCGUUGUAAAUCUAUUAAAGAGCUUAACGGAAAAUUGUGGAGAGGAAGUAAACGAAGAUAAUGUUUGGGCAGUUCGUGACACUUUAUUGAUUGAGCAAAUUUACGCCAACGAAUCAUUACGAGAAAAGAAUAAAUGGUUUUCGGAUGAUCUUUUCCGAGAGAUGUCAGAAGUUGAUGUUCGGAUGAAUCGCUAUUUCAAUGGCCUUUUCGAUAAGCCUGCGAUAAGAGACAAUAUCGACAUUGGACUAGAACUGGCGAAAACUCGUGGUGGAUCGAUGAUCAACGAUCUUAGUACGCGUAUGGAUAUGAAAAUAGAUUGCUUGAACAAUGCACAUCGACCAGAAUGCAAAUGGAUAAGUGGUCUCAAAUACUUCAUUCAUUCAGCUCACGACUCUACUCUUUCUUCAUUCCUCUCUGUUAUGGGAAUACACAAAAAAGUGGUCAUAACUGGAUAUCCCGGCUAUACGGCGGCUGUCUUUAUCGAGCUAUGGAUGAAUUCUACGGAUAAUCAACCUUACUUCAAAUUAUCCUAUCGACAAAGUGACGUGGAGUCUAAUAUUAAUCCUGUAACACAUCAUAUCGAUGGUUGCCAGGGUAGAAUGUACUGUAAAGUGGAUGUGUUCAGAGAUAUUGCAGCAAGGACAAAACCAGAUAAACCAAUGGAAGAGUGGUGCAGCGUGGAUCCACGGAAGGCUACGUCUGCAUUAUCGUCGUUCUCUAGCAUAGGUAGUUUUCGUCCUGUUAUGGUACAUAUGUUUGCAAAGCUGACAUCCAAACAUGGAGAGCUAGCGAUUCCCUUUCAUCUGUUCCAAAUGAUAUCUACCGUAAUCUGUGUCGUCGUGUUUCUCUUCUCCCACGUGCUAGCUCUACAGGACGGUGAAAUGGAAUUGGUUCUAGUACAAGCGAUGUGGCGACACGGAGAUCGAUCACCGACAAAAACGUUCAAGACCGAUCCGUUUCAGGAAGGGAACUGGACGUUUGGUGGUGGUGGAUUUGGACAAUUGUCACCGUUUGGAAUGAUGCAACACAUGAUGUUGGGCAGACUCCUGAGGAAAACCUAUGUUGACACCGGAUUUCUAAAUAGAACAUACUCAUCCAGAGAGAUCUAUGUUCGUUCGACGGAUGUGAAUCGAACUAUUAUUUCGGCUAUAUCUAAUCUUAUGGGAAUGUAUGGUCAAAGAGAUGGUGGAAAUGUUCCUGGCAUCGACUAUCCGUUCGAUCCGAAUUGGCCUAUCGGAUUCGUGCCGAUCGCUGUGCAUACGGUUCAUAAACCUACGGACUACGUUGGGAUACCUGAUGGGGAUUGCUAUCGGCGAGAUAAACUCUGGGAAAUGGCAAUGUCUUCCGGAGAAGUAAAAGAAUAUAUGACCAGGGAAGAUGUAUUAAAAACGCUAAAUUUUCUAAUUUCUAAGUGCGGACAAGAAAUUUCGCUCGAUUAUCUUCAUGUUGUACGUGAUCCGUUAUACGUUGAGCAAAUUUAUUUCAAUGAAACUCUAAGAAAGGUCAAUCCCUGGUUCACAGACGAUCUCUACAAGAAAGUGAAUGAUAUGCAUAAAAAAAUGGAGCGAUUCAAAUAUGGGAACUUUGAAAAGAAAAUCUUAAUCAACGGUCUUGAUAUUGGUUUGGAAUUAAAGAAGAUGAGAGGUGGACCGAUGUUUAAUGAGCUUACUACGCGUAUGAAUUUUAAACUUGAUUGUAUGGGAAAGAAUAAGCCCGAAUGUAAAUGGAUCAAUGGUCUUAAAUACUACGCAUAUUCAGUGCAUGAUUCCACGAUGUUCGCUUUCUUUUCGGUCCUUGAUAUCGCCCAAAAGGUUUUGGUACCAGGUGUUUAUCCUGAAUAUUCAGCAGCAGCGUUCAUAGAGCUAUGGAUGAAUCAUACUGAUAAUCAGCCAUAUUUCAAGCUUACCUUCCAUCCGGAUGACAAUUCCGGGAUAAACUCAAUAACAAAAGAAAUUCACGGAUGCGAUGGUAAAGAUUACUGUAAACUGGAUGUUUUCAGAACUAUUGAUAAGAAAUAUAAGCCAGAUCAGCCGCUGGAACAGUGGUGUGAAGUGGAUCCGAAUUCAAAAAGUGGAUCCGGAGGAGCUGGAUCCAGACAAAUUUCAACAUCAUGGACAGCUUCAAUACUAGCGUUCGCAGUGAUCUUCUUCAUGUGGUAG